Molecule: messenger RNA, 1848 nt
Organism: Oryza brachyantha (malo sina)
Lineage: Eukaryota; Viridiplantae; Streptophyta; Magnoliopsida; Poales; Poaceae
Exons: 6
Coding region: 1-1656 (551 amino acids)
Biological process (GO): negative regulation of translation
Molecular function (GO): rRNA N-glycosylase activity
Source: RefSeq, a predicted model, not a curated record
AUGGAAACCGUUGAGGGAAAGCCUGUGUGCAUGCAAGGCUAUUAUGAGAUCGUGCUAUUUCCUAAAACUGGAAGUGAUUUAGCCUUGAAUCAUGCUAAUGGCCGUGUCCGCAUCCUUUUUGAUUACCACAAUCUGUAUCUGGUUGCUUUUAAGUCACACGGGAUGUGGCACAAAUUCCCGGACCUCGAUCCUAAGAUUGUUCCAGACUAUGCAAGCAAUGAGCGAAAGAAGUAUUACAAGGUGAAGAACAUUCCCUUUGAGUCCAACUAUGGUGUUAGAGCAAGUUGGAAGAGUCAAAAUACCCGACCUACAGAAGAUGCUAUUUAUGUCCUGCGCUGUAUUUUCAGAGGUGCUCAGGUUCCCUCUUAUGAAGAAGUAGGCUGUAUACCUGAUAGCUACCCUGUGGAGAAGCAAAAGUUGAUUAUAAUUGCUUGCAUAGCCCUUCGUAAUUUCAUCCGUGAUAGUGCUUUGGCUGAUGUUCUUUUUGAGAGAUGUGACAAUGAUGAAGAGUAUAUGCCACCUAUCAAUACACCUGAAGAAGAAGACAAUUAUGUCAGCACCACAUCCAAUGAUGGUGAUAUAACCACCGUGGAGGAUGUCUUCGAUUUGCCAUUGUUUGUGGAGGAGGACGACGAGGAGGCGGCGGCGGAAGCAGCGAAACAGAAGCGACGGGAGCAGAGCUUGAAGCCCCGGUGGCCGAGGCCGACGAGUUAUCGGGACACGCCGAAGAUGAAGGAGAGGUGGGCGAGGAGUAGUGCUCUGGCUUCCCAGUAUUGGGAGCAUGACCCCAAGACAGGGAUCAGCUACUACACGUGCGCCUGCUUCCGAAACCUCACCAUCUUCGACCUUGACAAGGAGACGCAAUAUGGUCCAAUGCGUUUUACAGACGCAAUUAUCCCAGAGGAUCACAUUUUGACUAGCUCGUUAAAUGUAAUAUCUCUGAAAGUAAAAUCAUCAGAUGUUGGCUACCCUAUCAAUCUAUAUGGGACUGUGAUAGUCAGAGAUGGAUUAGAUUUUAACUGCAUCACCAUCUUCCGGCGCAAUAGGAACAAUUGCCAAGUUAUCCAGUCAGAGAAUGAAGAUAUAAUUCUCACAGGACCAACUAGAGGAAUUGUUUUUUAUGGUGAAAUAUUUUUUGAGAUAAAUUUGAAGAUUAAGGAGAAUGAAGAGUGCAAUGACAAGGAAUUUAGUAAAGGAUUGCUUGAAAUGAAAGUCUACACUCGUCGGUUUAAGAUUGUGACUGAAACCUUGGAGAGUAGGCUCAGUGAGGUGGAACUUGUAACUGCUUGUGUUAAGGAAGCACUGGAGGGCACUGUUGAGAUCAAGAUUCUGUCAGAUUCUGAAGUUUUUCAUGGGAAAAUUACGGCUUGCACAACAGAUGUUCCGAAUGAUAUUGUACUGUAUGACAGUGAUGUCGGUUCUGCAAACGCAGUUGGUGAUGACAGAGUCGUGCAGCUGCUGCGACGUGUCGUAGCAGUGUCCAGAAAAGAGAUGUUGAUAUUGAAUAUCCAUGCCCAUAAUAUUCAUCAGAAUCAUGUCGUCAGUCGCAGUUUGAAGUUCACCCCAUUCACUAGAGGCUCUAAUGAGGACGAGAUUAGCUGUGGUAUUUACAAGAUGCGGGUGAAAGUUGUUUGGUCAACCUUGUUGAUGGGUUAGAAUUAUACUCUACUGAGAGUCUUUUUACAAGAUGCGGGUGAAAGUUGUUUGUAAAUUAACAACUUUGAGAUGAAUUAGAAUUAUACGCUAUUGGGAAUAUUUUUCACAGAUCUUGUAGCUUAUGCUAAACUCGGUGGUGUAAAUAAUUAAACUUUUAAGCUAGCUGUCAUGCCGAAAUUGAAUGUAAGUGGU